Staurois parvus is the source of this 319-nucleotide messenger RNA. The record is from the annotation of a GenBank genome assembly. Lineage: Eukaryota; Metazoa; Chordata; Amphibia; Anura; Ranidae.
AGGAGAGAACUGUAUUGUUUAGAGUUCUCUCCCCUGUCGGUAAUACUCGGUGAUCACCAGGUAUGCAGACUCUGCAUUGCAUAGCCAUACAAAGCAGUGUGCUUACAGUUGAAAGUACACACAGUACAUAAUGCGAAACCGCAAAGUUAACCCUUUGAUUGCCCCACAUGUUAACCCCUUCCUGCCCAGUGCCAUUAGUACAGUGUCAGUGCUUUUUAUUAGUACUGAUCACUGUAUUUGUGUCACUGGGGAUGUCAGUGACACAAAGUUGGUCCCCCUCAGUGUCAGAAUGUCUGCUGCAGUCCCGCUAAAAGUCGCU